Molecule: messenger RNA, 565 nt
Organism: Harmonia axyridis
Lineage: Eukaryota; Metazoa; Arthropoda; Insecta; Coleoptera; Coccinellidae
Exons: 2
Coding region: 152-487 (111 amino acids)
Source: RefSeq, a predicted model, not a curated record
AUUGUUAUUCCGUUUUUGUGAUUCGCAAUUAAAGGAAUAGAUAUGUAGAUAUAUUUUCUCAGAAUGGGAAAACUACCUGAAAAUUCAAAAUAAAAGCACCAGUUUCAAUCAUAAUUCCUCAGUUCCAAUCUGAUAGUCGAGUUGAAACAAAAUGAUGAAAUCCAUUAUCCUCUUCGCUGCAGUGGUGGCCAUGUACUUGGCUGGCGUAGAAUCUAUCGAAGACAAGGAUAAGUGUAACUGUUGGCCUGAAUUCGAACAUGAGCUCCUGGAUGGCCAUUGGCAUUGUCGAGGAAUAAAGCACAAGAGAUUAUUUGAAUGCAACGUGCCGUUGCCUCCACUAUGCAAAUGUAAAGUUGAUGGAAGAGAAGUUCUUCUGGAUUUGGGAGAAUCCCACUGCUUGUCUGUUAAGGAGGAAGGAAGGAAGUGCGAGAAUCACGAUGAGUUUGAUGAAUUCUUCGCUCUGCACCCCCACUUGAGAAUUCACUGAGGUUAUGGAAUGGAAUGAUUUGAAAAUGAAAUGAAAUAAUGUUUGGAAUCUGUCUUAAUAAUAAAAAUAUCUACCCGA